Molecule: messenger RNA, 997 nt
Organism: Callorhinchus milii (elephant shark)
Lineage: Eukaryota; Metazoa; Chordata; Chondrichthyes; Chimaeriformes; Callorhinchidae
Gene: nat9
Product: N-acetyltransferase 9 (GCN5-related, putative)
Exons: 6
Coding region: 352-960 (202 amino acids)
Biological process (GO): protein acetylation
Molecular function (GO): N-acetyltransferase activity
Source: RefSeq, a predicted model, not a curated record
ACUAUCUCGGAGCGCUUAACCUUAAGUGAAUGAACAAUUUCAUCCAGGGAACGGUUAGCCAAGACACCCUAGAAUUCAGUAUGUGCCCUCUAAAAUCUUCCCCAACAGUAGUGGGGGGAGGGAGGGGUUUGCAGGUACAAUCUUAGCAUCUUACUCGAGUCUGACUCGGGUGAUGCACAGACUAGUGGUGUGUUGGAAGCUUGAGGUCGCUGCGCUGUUCCUGUUCUGAACAGCUGUUGCUGUUGCCGGUUUGUGCAGGGCUUCGGCCGAGCAGUGGCCCGACUGAGAUCAGCCUCGACUUCGCAGGCGGGCAGAGCGGAGCGGAGCGGAGCGGAGCAGCUUUAGGAGAGAAUGCGGCUGAACCGGGAUACGGUGCUGCUGGGUGAACGGGCAGCACUGGUACCCUACAGCGCUGAGCACGUCCCCAGGUAUCACGAAUGGAUGAAAUCAGAAGAGUUACAGAAACUUACGGCCUCAGAACCACUGACCCUGCAGCAGGAGUAUGAAAUGCAGAGAAGCUGGCGGGAGGAUGCUGAUAAAUGCACCUUCAUCAUACUGGACCGGAUGAAAAGGGCGAAUGAUUCUAGUACAGAAGAGGAUUGCAUGGUGGGAGACGUGAAUUUGUUCCUCACAGAUCCUGAAGAUCCAACUGUGGCUGAAAUUGAAAUCAUGAUUGCAGAACCCAGUUACAGAGGAAAGGGAUUUGGCAAAGAGGUGACAAUGAUGAUGAUGCAUUAUGGAAUAAUAAAACUAGGGAUAACUAAGUUCCAAGCCAAAAUUGGGCUAGAAAAUAAAAUCAGCAUUGGCAUGUUCCGAAGGUUUCAUUUUGAAGAGAUUUCCAUCAGUGACGUCUUUCAGGAAAUGACACUUCUGUUAACAGUGGACGACUGCAGGAGAAAGUGGCUUCUUGAACAGAUGUCUUAUGUGGAAGAGAAGCUGUACAGCAAAAUGAAAUGCUAGACCGAAGAAAUCAUCGCUGUUUUACUGGAAAAAUGCA